Linepithema humile (Argentine ant) is the source of this 1690-nucleotide messenger RNA. RefSeq names its product Xyloside xylosyltransferase (gene Xxylt). Lineage: Eukaryota; Metazoa; Arthropoda; Insecta; Hymenoptera; Formicidae. The record is from RefSeq and is a predicted model, not a curated record. Gene Ontology annotation, biological process: protein O-linked glycosylation via N-acetylgalactosamine. Gene Ontology annotation, cellular component: endoplasmic reticulum membrane. Gene Ontology annotation, molecular function: xylosyl alpha-1,3-xylosyltransferase activity.
GCUCUCAGGCUUCUCUCUGCACCUACCAUCGUAGGCGCAAGCGCGGCCUGGCUCGUGAAGGGAUAACCUGACUCGUCUGGCAGCUCUAGACUAUCAUUCCGAUAUCAUUUCUGUUCCGAAAAAACGCUAUUUUCUAUUUUCCUGUUUAUUAUAUCAAGAAUAAUACAAUAGUCAUAUAAUUAUGCGAAAAAAUAUUAAAUAUACCGAUAUAGAAUGAACAGAAUCACUGCACUCACUUGUGGUGAACAGUGACAUUACAAUUGAUUUUACAGUGCAUUUGAGUAUAUGCAGUGAUAUGUAUGUAGAGAUUCGCGCAGUAUUAUUUAAUGAGAAACUUAAAUCGGAUAAUGCAACAAUGCAGUAACAAAGAAACAGUUGUGGAAUAUGUCAUGUUAGAAGAAUAAAAGAUAGUGGGUUAAAUGCCCUUGUUACGCAAAUUAUUGUUGAGGCUGACAAUUGUCGCGUUGCUUCUGGUGGUCUUUUACUUUUAUCUGAUGUCCAAUGGUGAUCGCUACUUUGUGUUUAACUUACGAACACAAAAUGCAAAUCUGGCAAACCUUACAACCACCUUAACAUCAGCUAGCUACUCUAUUAAGGCCAAUUACUCAUCUUCGUCGAUUGUUCAGUCGUGCAAUCAAACAGGUUAUUACAAUGUUUGGUGCAUCUUUACUAAAGUCGCAUUAAAUUCACCCAUGAGACACAAGUUCCAAAUAUUUUUGGACUCCUUGCUUAGAUUGACCUCUGUAGACAUUGCCUUUCAUGUGAUAAGUGAUAAUGAUAGUCAAAGAAUAGCCCAAACUAUUAUUCAAGAUGUCAUGACCAAUACUGAAAAGUUUAUGGAGGUAUUUUAUUAUGAUGUACACAAAUUGGCUGUACAAUUAGAAGAUAUCGUGUCGAUCAUGUCUCCACACUUCAGCAGCAAACCAGGAACGUAUUACUCAGACGCAUUAUUUUUUCUCUCAUUGGGUUUACACAGAAUUGCACCCAACUGUCAAAGACUUGCAAUUAUGUUCGACGCGGACACAAAAUUUCGCAAAGAUGUGAAGAAUUUAUUCGAGGAAUUCAACAAUUUUGGGAAAGGGGCUUUAUUUGGCUUAGCUCCAGAACUCACUCCAGUAUAUCGACAUGUUUUGUACUUAUAUCGUAGUAAGCAUCCAACGACGAUGUUUGGCGAGCCUCGACACAAAGGCGGUUACCCUGGUUAUAAUAGCGGGGUGGUGCUUUUUAAUUUAGAGAGAUUACGAAAGUCACAUAUGUACAAUGAGGCUGUUAGUAAAAAUAGCGUGGAUAUAAUGACGAGGAAAUAUCACUUUAAGGGCCAUUUAGGGGAUCAAGAUUUCUACACACUUUUAGGCAUGGAAAAACCGGAGCUUAUUCACACGAUUGAUUGUGGAUGGAAUAGGCAACUUUGUACCUGGUGGCGUGAUCGUGGUUAUUCAGAUAUAUUUGCUAAUUACUCAGAAUGCCAUUCGGAGACCAAAUUAUGGCAUGGAAAUUGCAAUACUCCCAUUUCUGACGAUUAACUAUCCGUUAUUUUUAUGCCCAUUAAAUAUUGAACAUAAGAGAUGCUUCCAUUUAGGUUUAAGGAAAAUAGUGGCAAAGCAUAAAACAGAAAUCCAUAAAUUAAAAUUGUUAAGGGAUUCUAAGCAAUAUAAUAUAAGAUAAUUUCUUCUUAUUAAAAAUAUUUUAC